CUCAAUCCUGUCAAGUUAUAAUAUUUGUCUCAUACCCCUCUCUUUGGAUUGCCAGUUUUAGAACAGGCUCUCUUUCUUCCCAGCUACUCGCUGUCCCUCGGCUCCUCUGUCCUCUUUGGCCGUGUUGCUCACUAGCCUAGAGAUACGCCAAGACUCGGGGUGUCGCGCGAGCCCCUUGAGAGUUCUGCUCUUUUCUCUUUGCUUUCUAUCAGAGUUCUUUGCAAGCCCAAGCUUUGUUUUUAUUAUUGUUCAUUUCCUUGCCAUGACCUAAAUAUCUAGAGUCAGGUUUAUGUUUGUAUAGCUCGGUAAUCAACCAAGUCGGUCACGCGACACGAGCCAGAUACUCCACUGGUCGAAUCAUCACACGGGCAGUGUCCCAGCGGAGAAAAUUACCUACCAGUAUGGCAAACGCCGAUAGUGGUAAUGCCUCGGAUGGCAUCGAUAAAGCAGUUGAAACUGGCAAUUCUGGCGUGAAUUCUAGAAAGACAAACCCCGUCCGAUGGACAGUCGGUUUGGUUGUGCGACUUUGCAUCUGGUAUGCUCUUCUCACGCCAUUCUUUCGGUGUCCGUCUCAACUGUCCGAAUUGGACGGAUUCUCCCCGCGCGUUUGCCAGCCAUACCUUAUCGCUCGCUCCCAUAUCGAACCGCAUGUCCUACCUUACUACAAUGCCUACGCAGCGCCUUACGUUGAUACGGCCCGGCCCUACGUUCAAGUAGCCCAUGACAAGAUCUAUAUCCCUGCGGCUAGUGUUGCCAAAACGAGCUAUGAUGAAUAUGGAGCCCCGGCGUUGCACCAAGCACAAGUUUAUGGCAAGCAGCAAUGGGAGACGCAGGUUGUUCCUCACAUAAACUCUGCCAAAGGCAGCGCGUGCGCCUUGUAUCAGGCGCAUGUGGCACCACAUGCUGACCAUGUAACGGCUUUGAUCUCACCCUACCGUCAGAAGGCCAACGCUGCAUUUCGCUCCGUGUGUGACCAGUAUAUUGUACCCUUUUACGCACACUCUAGACCUUUCAUUGGGAAGACCUACACCUCCGGCCAAGAUAUUCUGACGACUAGCGUUCUCCCAUAUGCGCAAAGCACGUGGUCGUCCGCCAUCUACUUGGCAAAUCAUGAGCUGUGGCCAAGAAUUGCUGGUCUCUAUUCUGAGAAUGUGGAGCCUCAGCUGGUCAAAAUUGGGCAGCGUCUCGCAAUCUACCGGGAGGGCAAGCCACUGCGGAGUGUCGUGGGCGGAGCUGACAGCUCCUCUGAUCCCACGGGUUCUACCACACCCACGUCAAUAGAAACAAGUCAAUAUGUAGCAUCGGCCACACCCUCUUCAGCACCGAUUACACCGCCAGCGCACUCUUGGUCACCCGAAGAAAAGGCUGCCGACGCUCGUGCCCGGAUCGACUCCGAUAUCUCCACAUGGCAAGAAAGAUUCAUUGUUGCCGCUGACCAGGGAGCCAAAGAUCUUGCGGAUCAGAUCGAGAAUCUUGUUGAAGAAUACACGAAGAGCGAUGCGAAGGCUUAUGGCGAGAGCCUUGCCACCGCUUUGAACACCACCAUUGAGAGCGAGCUGACUGCUGCCAAGAGCCGCAUGAACGAAUUGGCCGGAUUCCUUCCCUUCGAGGACGCCCCAGAGGAGGAGGAAGUCGCGCAGGAGGAGUUCGCAAAGGAUAUCAGAGAAGCAGCGAUUACUAUCCGGGACCAUGCGCAUGCUCUCCGAGAAUGGCAUAGAUCCUUCGAUCAGGAGCUGGUGGGACGGGUAUCUACUAUCGUCAAAUCCACCCUCAAUGUUCUAGACAGUGUUCGGGAUGUUGGCCUUCAGGAAAUUGGCAUUCGUUGGGCGUCCAUGGAUGAGGUUACCUACAAAGAUUGGGCCAGAUAUCAUGCCUUGAAAACGCGUUUCGAGGAUUGGAAAGACGAGUUCAAUACUGCCGGGUUGCAAAACAGCAAGCUUGAAGAGCUCCGGAUUGUGGCGGAUGAGAUUCUGUCCUACGGAAUGGAUACCGCCGAAGCUGCCGCGAAGGAGCUUGCCCGACUGAAGGAUGUUGGGAAGUGGAAAAUAGCUGCGCGCGAAGUGAAUGAUGAUUUCGAAACGCGGUCUGGCUCUCCGCCACCACGACCGCAGCCGAUCAUCGAGUCUGAACAAGUCGCCGAGGAUGACGAAUCUGUUGCGGGUGAAAAGAACCGACAGCUUCCUACCGAUGUCGACGAGCAGGGGUCUCACACGACCGUGAUUGCAGACGAAACUGAUCAUCAUACAGAUGAUCAAGAAGAAUUGGGAUUCGACGAUGCACCCUUACACGAUGACGAGCAAGACACCCGUUACGAUACUGAGGAGACCGCUGAAGCCUCCACUCCCCAGACGGAAGAUGAAUCCCCCCAGUUCGCAUGGGGAGCGAAUGCCGAACCGAUUCCUGGCCAAGGUCAAGCUCAUAAAGUCCCCGACGCUGCUAGUCAGGCCGAUAACGAGCGUGCUGAGACCACGAAAGCCGCUAGCGAGACCACAUCACAGUCGACCGAUGCCCAGCCUUCCAGCUCUACCGCCGUACCACAAGACGACGUAGAAGCAUUGAUUUCCAAACUUCUUGCAGACAAAGGUUCGUCUUUGUCGGACGAUGUUUUGAACAAGCUUCACGCUAUUUACGGGGCAGCUGUUCCGUCUUCUUCGCCUGCUCCCGCGGAAAACAUACCGAAUAUUAAUGACGCGAUGGAAAACGCAAGCGAGAAGAUCCAAUCUGCGACCAGCAUUGUCUAUGAAAAAGCGACAUCUGCUGCAUCGGCCGCUAUUGCAUCCGGUAGUGCGCUUGGCGCUAAGCAGGUGGAAGCUGCCCGAGAAGCUAUCGAUGAUGCCUUCUCGUCUGUCGAGUCCGCAAUUGAUGACGCUACUCAGUCAUCUUCAUCUACUGUCGCCCGGUAUGUUGAUUCUGCCGCUGCUACACCACAGGCCGAGGAUGCGACCGGAGGCGAUGAAGAAGCUAUCCAUGGAGGCGAUCUGUAAGGAAUGGGAUUUGGGAAGACAAAAAUAAUGGGAAAUCAAGGGCGACAGGCUUGGGAUCUACCGUGAGUUAGUGAUCGGAGAAAGACACUUCAAGUGUGUUGGCCUUGGUGAUGGAAGCACGUGCUUUCUCUCUCGGUGCUGUCUCGAUUCUUUCUUUGUUGGGUUGGUUUUUCGUCGAGAUUGAUGACCUUAAUUAUUCCCCAUAUAGUUUACGAUUAUUGUACGUCACGACAUGUUUUAUUAUCAGUUGACCGUUUGGCUUUUGUUCAUUAGUUAGACCUAUACAUACACAUCAAC
Messenger RNA from Aspergillus candidus, 3281 nucleotides. RefSeq lists its product as uncharacterized. The transcript is spliced from 3 exons. Gene Ontology annotation, biological process: protein transport. NCBI's taxonomy places the organism in Eukaryota, Fungi, Ascomycota, Eurotiomycetes, Eurotiales, Aspergillaceae. Bases 402 to 2984 code for a protein of 860 amino acids. The record is from RefSeq and is a predicted model, not a curated record.